This is a messenger RNA of Soboliphyme baturini, 1230 nucleotides long. NCBI's taxonomy places the organism in Eukaryota, Metazoa, Nematoda, Enoplea, Dioctophymatida, Soboliphymatidae. The record is from the annotation of a GenBank genome assembly.
CAGCACAAUCCAACGACUAACAUCGCUGGUUCGACUCCAUUCGAACGUCGCGCUGGCCUAACCUGCGACCAGUGUCUGGACGAAUGCCGGAAGUGGUUCGCGUCCAAGUUUCACUACACCUGCAAAUCCGUAACGUACGACUUCUUCUAUCGGACCUGCGACCUUCACGCUGUAGUAUCUGACAAGAAACAGUACAACUUGGUCCACUCGAGCACAUGCUCCCAUUUUGUCCCCACCGGCAUCUGUUCAGUUAUCAAGCCUGAAAUAAUGACCGUUCCAAGUCAGUCAGUCACGCAACAGCCAUCUGCCUCAAUUUCAAUUGCGCAACAAACAUUCGUUCCAACGUUGGUUGAAGAAGAACACUCUCUAGAAGCCAUAGAAAAUGUCCAUUCACCUUCGUACGGCCAACAACCGACCAUAGUCGCAACAACUGAUGUGCAACAGAGCUGCGCAGAAGGCCAGAAACGUUGGAUUGCAUCUCUGAAAAAUUAUGAUGACAAAAGCCUAACAGGAAGGCUUAUUGCUCACAUGUCUAAAGAGGCGUGUUUCUCCGUCUGUAGAAAUAACCUGAAAUAUUACCGCGGAAUUGCGCUGGGUCUGCAGGGGCCGUGCCAAAGCGUGGUUUACAACGAGAACGGAUGUCGCCUCAGUGAUAAGCAGGUCGCAGAUUUCACUUCCGCAGUUCCGUCCCGUAAUUCUGAAUACGGUGUCGUACUGUGUGUGUCAGCCUACAGCACUGAAUGCGGUAAGCCGAUGGUGCUUGGAAAACUUCAGACGAUGCUGGUUGGAUUCGCCCAGAAAGUGGUACCGGCAUCGAAUUACAACGAAUGCAUGUCGAAGUGCUUCAAAAAGAAUGGCAUAUCAACAUCUGCCUGCAAAUCAGGGAUGUACUUCUUUGCGACAAAACAAUGUGUGCUGAACAGCGAAAGCAGUCUGACUCACAGCGAAGCAUUGUCGAGCGAGCCAAAAACGGCUGUUUUGUAUUUCGAGGAUGGAUGUCACUCAGUAGUUCUACCCGAUGACAGCAUAAACAUCGAAGUGGAACUCACACGACGACAGUUGCUCGAUCAGCCAAUCACACAACAAUGGACUGCGUGGAGUCUUUGCUCCGGAAAAAAUACACUGUCUGUAAGAUAUCAGAAAUGUAAUCUGAAGGACUGCCCGAAGGAAACAAGAAAAUGCGAGGACAUCGAAAGUGAGUUAAUUCUCGUUUUUAUACCAUUUAUGUAG